AUGUCUGGUUUAAAUGAACUUGUUAUGGCCAAAAAUCAACUUGAAGGUCCUAUUCCAGUCGAGUGGUGCAAAAUUGUUAAGCUUUCAUUUCUUGACCUUUCCGAGAACAAUCUAUCCGGCUCUAUUCCAUCUUGCUUCAAUUCAUCAUAUAUUAGAUCAGUUUAUCUGAAUAAAAAUUGGUUGAGCGGUCCAAUUCCAUGUGCGUUCAAAAACAACUCUAAUCUAGUUACAUUAAAUCUUCGAGAUAACUUCCUAAUUGGAAACAUUCCUGAUUGGAUCGGCAACCUCUCAUCCUUGAGCAUUCUUCUUUUGAGAGAGAAUCAUUUAGAAGGUAGGAUUCCAAAUCAAUUAUGCCUUUUGCAAAACUUAAACUUGUUGGAUCUUUCCUACAAUAAAUUUUCAGGUACAAUACCACAUUGCUUGAGUAACAUUACUUUAGUGGCAUCCUCCGAAAAGCCUAUUUUUGGAGGUUUCUGGGCAGGGCUUUCUAGUUACCAAAUUAGAAUGCCAUACUUGAAGACAAAAUCAACAAAUAUGAAAGACUGGAAUCCUACGGGUGAUUUUAUGAUAGAUGUCAGUGAGACAGAUGAAGCAGAGUUCACAACAAAGAAUAGAAUUGACUCCUAUCAUGGAGACAUUCUCAACUAUAUGGUUGGAAUUGACCUCUCAUGCAACAAGUUAGUAGGUGAAAUCCCACCUCAACUUGGAAUGAUGAGCACCAUCCGGGCAAUGAACUUAUCACACAACAGUCUAACUGGACCAAUCCCUACAACAUUCUCAAACUUGAAGCUGAUGGAGAGUUUGGAUCUUUCCUAUAACAAUUUAAGUGGUAAAAUUCCACCUGAAUUGACUGAAAUUACCUAUCUAGAAGUCUUCAGUGUGGCACAUAAUAACUUAUCAGGUACAACACCAGAAAGAAAAAAUCAAUUCGGGACUUUUGAUGAAAGUAGUUAUGAGGGUAACCCUCUUUUGUGUGGACCUCCAUUACAUGAUUGCACCAAAAUUGGACCUCCUUCUACAAUGCUAGUGGAUCAUGAUGGGGAAGAUGGGGGUAGUUUCAUUGACAUGGCUGUCUUCUACAUAAGCUUUGUGGUGGUUUACAUAACAGUGUUGUUGGGACUUGUUGCAGUUCUCUACAUAAAUCCUUACUGGCGUAGGGCGUGGUUUAACUUCAUUGAGGUGUGCGUUGACAAUUGCUACUGUUUUGUUGUGGUUCAUUACCGUAAGUUGUUCAAUUUCAGGCUUGCAUAGCCUUGCAUUUUAAUGGUUACAUGUAUGUGUGUCUC
Molecule: messenger RNA, 1286 nt
Organism: Quercus lobata
Lineage: Eukaryota; Viridiplantae; Streptophyta; Magnoliopsida; Fagales; Fagaceae
Product: receptor-like protein 13
Exons: 1
Coding region: 1-1251 (416 amino acids)
Molecular function (GO): protein binding
Source: RefSeq, a predicted model, not a curated record